Messenger RNA from Lachancea lanzarotensis, 2412 nucleotides. RefSeq names its product LALA0S07e03422g1_1. The coding region runs from base 1 to 2412 and encodes 803 amino acids. NCBI's taxonomy places the organism in Eukaryota, Fungi, Ascomycota, Saccharomycetes, Saccharomycetales, Saccharomycetaceae. The transcript has a single exon. The record is from RefSeq and is a predicted model, not a curated record.
AUGAGAAAAACCAAACUGUGGAGAAGUGGUUUCCUAGGCUCUUUGGUCUUACUUCUAACGAUAUAUCUGGUUUCCCUUGGAUCUGGAGAUUCCAACGUUGGAACUCAGCGAAAAGGCUUCGUUGCGGUUGUAAAGAAAGUAACAGGAUCGAAUAUCAUCAAAUUAGCGAACAGCAUUCAAUUGAGAGACUUUUUUCGAGCUUGGCACCUUGAUGAACUUGAUGCACUCAAAGCAGGCCCACUAAAUGACGAUUUAACUUGGACCGAAGUGUCUUCGACGCAAGAAAUUGUUCGUGGACCUGGUAGAAAUUCUGAGUACUUUGUUCAGUACAAUUUCGAUGCGAGAUUCACAAUCGCUGUUUAUUACCGGUACUUGAGCGACUCACGAGGUGUGAAGGAAGUUCCUUUCAGUUGGUACGAUUGGAAAGAUCUUGGCCCGAAGCUGAACAAACUGAUGUCUCCAGAGGGCCCUCAAUGUGAAGAUAUCUUUGUCGAAAAGGGUUUUAAACAAGCGGAUAAUUAUGAGCAAAGAUUUCCUGAGAUACUCGUGGAAAAGGGCAGUAUUUCAAAUUUCUGCGUACCCAACCUCGUCUCCCCGGUGCAAUUCCAAGUUAGAAAAAUACAGGUAAGAUGCGAAGCAGAAGCGCUGGCGCUACAGGCAGCAUCCUUUUUAUUUCAUAACGAAUUGAAACCAGCAAAUUUGAUAUUUUUGAAUAGCGAAGGGCAAUCAACUACAGUUGGUACUAAACUAACCAAAGACAGGCACUCUCUGGCAAACAGCUCGUUGCUGGAGCCAUUUUUUCCAAGUGAUUCUCUCCCGAAGCAAGAUUUAGACGAGCCAUUCGCAGAAGAGGAGUUAAAUGUGAUUUUCGAUACGCAUGCUGAAUAUGAUAACCUAUUUCUUUCGAAUGGAUCGUUGAUCAAAAAUCAUCCGCGGUAUCUCACCGAGGUUCAUCCCAAGACAUUUGAAUUUUCUUUAGAGGAAGAAGUGGAGACCCUUGAAGCUGGGAAGAACUUGAGCCCAAGUGAAGAAAGCUUCCUGCAUAACUUAAUUUACGUGCAAAACCAUUUGGAGGAAGGCACACCUGAAUUCAAGUACUUUCAUGAAGCUUCGGAUAUUGCCGGUGAUGGCAAUAAGUUUGAAAAUUCUAUGGAUAGCCGUUUUUUCUCGGGUUUAAUAGAUGACCAUUGGCAACGUCAACGUAUUUUCAACGCCCUCAUCCGAAAUUGGCUUCGUUUCACAGAAUCGGAAAAUCUAACCUCCUGGAUCGCUCACGAGUCUCUACACGGAUAUCUAUUUACUGGCUCACGCUUCCCAUGGAGUCUUUCCAACAGCUUUCAAAUGCCUCUUCAUGAUCUUAACCUUUUGGCCAAGUAUUUCAAUCAAAGUUUAGUGGUUGCACCUGCAACAGAAAGCAUUGGCAGAUAUUUCAUUGACAUCCAACCAUUCAUUGCGUCCCGAGACAAUCGGGACGGUGUCAACAAUGUUGACGCGAGGUUUAUCGACAUUGACAGCGGAUUCUUUAUUGACAUCUUUGGGCUUGGCUACUCAUCACAUCCCUCAGAGAACAUGAGACUUCAAAACCACUUUGGUCUUGAUCACGGUGGCCGUCGAGAUAUAGAGAGCUUCAACCGGGAAAACGGUAUACUGUCUGAACGGAACGGCAAAAACUUUUUGUUGUCUGAAAUCUUCCCAUUACGUCUCUCUAUGUAUCACGGCUUGCCGGCAAGGGUACCAUUCUCCACUUUAACAAUCCUCAAAGAUGAAUAUCACAUCUCUUCCUCCUUCUACGGGGUUAAGGUUCAGCUCAACAAGCACCGGCUGGUUCCGAGUCUUGGUGUCUGGAUUGAAAACUCAAAACUGAAUAAUUGGCUAGGACCGCGGCGCGCUGCCAAGGCUCAUGAGUUGACAAUAAAAGAAGUGCAAUCAAUACUGUCCGUCUUGUUAAGCGAAGGAAGCUAUGAAGACCUCAUUUACUGGAUGAGAUCGCAAGAACAAUUUUCAUUCCGGCUUGAAGAACUCGCCAUAGAGUCGUCUAAGCUAACGCGCGAAGAAAAGCUCGCCUCACUUGAAUCUUUGCAACAUGUUCAGGUUGAACUCGCAUCCGCAUUCUCGGAUCCAUUCCUCAGUGAGAGGCGAUCAAACAAGUGGAAGCAGCUGGUAGAACUUAUGGACCAUGCUGUUGGAACUGACAUGUUUUCCAAAAGAGUAUUGAAGGACAUCAUGUCCGAGCUGUCUGACGCCUUGGUUUCGUGGAAAAGAAAGCAACGGGAGCAGCACAUGGAAAUGAGUAGACUAGCUCUGGAUGACAGCGCGCAUACGCAAUCUACGCGCUUAUUUUUUAUGAGAGAAGAUGCAAGAGAGCGGUCUCUGAGAGAGCCUUUGAUUUUCAAAGAAGAUUUCACAGCUUGA